This is a messenger RNA of Charadrius vociferus (killdeer), 273 nucleotides long. RefSeq names its product ovalbumin-related protein X-like. The record is from RefSeq and is a predicted model, not a curated record. NCBI's taxonomy places the organism in Eukaryota, Metazoa, Chordata, Aves, Charadriiformes, Charadriidae. Gene Ontology annotation, molecular function: serine-type endopeptidase inhibitor activity. The transcript has a single exon. Gene Ontology annotation, biological process: negative regulation of endopeptidase activity. Bases 1 to 273 code for a protein of 90 amino acids.
AUGGCCCUGGGUAUGACCGACCUGUUCAGCCCUUCGGCCAAUCUGUCUGGCAUUUCUUCAGCAGAGAGCCUGAAGAUAUCUGAGGCCAUGCAUGAGGCGUACAUGGAAGUUAAUGAAGAGGGCACCGAGAUGGCAGGCUCAGCAGGGGUGAUGGGAGACAUCAAGCAUUCCUCUGAGUUUGAAGAGUUUAGGGCUGACCACCCUUUCCUUUUCUUGAUCAAACACAAUCCAACCAACAGCAUCCUCUUCUUUGGCAAAUAUUGUUCCCCCUAA